Molecule: messenger RNA, 3920 nt
Organism: Daphnia magna
Lineage: Eukaryota; Metazoa; Arthropoda; Branchiopoda; Diplostraca; Daphniidae
Exons: 9
Coding region: 1109-3361 (750 amino acids)
Source: RefSeq, a predicted model, not a curated record
ACCCUUCCUCUUGGUGGUAUGGGCAGUAUAAUUUUGUCAUUUACUGUCGGAACCGUGCAACUGAGCAGUCGCAGGCAGUGUUUCCACGUUGUAAGCUUUUGCUAAAUUUGUAAGCUUUUACGAUCAUUGUAAGUUUUUGAGUAAGCUUUAGCUUUUUGUAAGUUUUUUUAAAUAUUGUGUAAGUUUUUUCAGCAAAAUGGAACUAGAGUCAUAGAUUAGAUGGUCAAACUACUCCUGUACGCUCGACUCUCACUUUUCGCGAACUCCACUCGCUCCAACAGUGCUGCACCAAGCGGAUUUUGACUGGGAAAGGAUAGUAAGGAUAGCGUUUUGCAUUGCGGUUGAUGCACAUUGUCGGAGGGAUUGAGCCAUGGUGAGCGUUUAAAAAUCCGGUUCGCGAAAUGUGGCGUGGGGCGUGGUUUAUUUACAAGCGUUUAACAUGGAGUACUUUAACCAUCUAAUCUAUGACUGAUGGAACAUUUAGCCUUUUUGGCUGCUUUUGGGGCUGCAGAUGGCUGACUUCCGCAGGCGGUCUGGCAAACUUUAGUAUUAUACAGUGAGACAAGUGGUCUAAGCCAAUAGCAGAUGCAAAUUAGCAGACAAACUUUAGAUUUUAAAACUCAAUACUCAUACACCAUAUAUGAUAUUCCAAAAUUUCGAACGCGGUGGAUUCAUAUCCACAUGCGUAUGUUUAUACGAGAUUUCAUUAGUCUUAUUGAUUGGACUGUGCUCUGAUCCUUUAAUGCAGCAUGCAACUUAUCUCUAUUGUCUGUAGACUGGAUGAGUUAUGAAAUUAAUUAUAAAAGAGUUAACUCGUCUCUAGUGGAAAUAUCUAAUGCGGAUACAAGGUUUUAAAAAAAAAUAGUACACAAUUUAAAAAAAAAUAGUUUUAAAAAAUAAAAUGUAAGUUUUUCGACAAGUUUUCAAAAUUAGCGUAAGUUUUUUGCAAGUUUUUUAGGAAAAUAGCGUAAGUUUAAAUGUAAGCAUGGUCUAAGAACCCGAUCGUCCCGAUGUAAGCUUUUCAUUUUCUGGAAAGCUAAAAAAACAAACUUUAUCAGACAACGCUGCAAGCUUCCUCGUUGUUCAAAGUGGAAACACUGGUGAGACAAUGGAGACAUCAUUAGUCCUGAACUAUGACCCUGAGAUACCAACUAACUUUAGAGAUGAAGAUUGCCUGAAUUUUUCUGGUUCGCGUGGAGACGUUCUUAAGUUUCAUAGAAACACGGGCUAUUUUUAUUGUCGGAAAGUAGGACCACAGGGAGAAGUUCUACUUCAGUGUGCAUGCAAGCAGUUCAUGAUUAAGCACCACACGUCGAUAUGCAUUUACAAUGCAUCCGAGUACGAGAUGACGGAAACGUGUUGGCUUUCUAAUUGGUUCCCUCUUGGUGCUGGCGAUAAAUGGCACAAUCAUUGUCCACCCAGCCGUUUCUCUGUGGAGUUAAAUCUCUUUAAAUGGCAGGUGAACUUGGCAAUUGUCAGGAAUCGAAACAUUAAGUUGAUUAGGGAUGUUAUUGAUGAAAUAUAUCCAUCAUGGCCGUUUACUCUGACAUUGUCAAAAUGGCAAUUGAAUAAGCUAAUCUAUACGACAGAAGAUAUCAAGCUCCUUGACCAAGAAUGCGUCGACUCGAUGAUGGCGAUUUUGAUGACCUCACCAGAAUAUUGGGGACCACCUGUAGAGUCUAACAACCACAAGCGUCCUUUCAACGAAUCUCAACAGUGUUGUGAGGAAAUCAGCAAAAGGAGCAGAAUUACUGCCAGUCGCAGGUCGCCUAAAAAGAUGAAACGGUCUAACAACAAUGAUAGCGAUUACGAUACUGAGCCACUACCGGAAAAAUCUACAGAAACCAAAAGAUACGAAAUUGAUGAGCCCAUCGCAAGCGGAUCAGGUCACUGCGCUCCCCAGCAGAAGAAAUUCAUGCGGGACGUGCACAUACCGAACAUUUCUGAAUCUCGAAUAGAGAAUGUACCAGCUAAGCCGGGAUCGACAAACGGUAGUCCAAAAGGUCCUCUUUCACAGUGUCGAACAGCUGAAGAAAUAAAAAUUGAAACACCAGAAGAAGAUGAUCUGAAUCAAGUUUGUUUCGCUGAGACAUUCGUGAAACAAUCCCAAAUGAUUGGCAAACAGUCGGGCGUGGAUUUGUACGACGUUCCAUUCGAUAAAAGAAGCAUAUCACGCUCGGGUGUUGAACGCUUUGUGUUCGGGAAACCUGACCUUCUCAAGGAGCAUCGUACUGUCUUAAUUUUAGGAGCUAUCGGGACGAGCCAACCGAAAUUCAUCAACGCCAUAAUCAACUACGUGUUCUACGUUAGAGAUCAAGAUGAUUUUCGUUUUCAGAUGAUUGAAGAGAAAGAACCUGACCAAACGAAUUGCAUCCGCGUUUACGUUAUUCAUCACUCUGUAGGUUUUCGAAUUCCGUUUUCACUGACGAUCAUUCACACGCCCAGCUACAGGGAUGUGGAAAAUGGAGAACUAUUUCGACACCGAAAGUUAACUAGACUUUUUCGGGAGUUCUUUGAAGACGAACACGGCAUCGAAGAGCUGGAUAUGGUUUGUAACUUGCUGUUGAAAGAUGGAGCUAAUAGUUCGUUAUUAUCCAUUUUCGGUUACGACAUUGAAGAGAACGUCCACUGCUUUUUGCCGAAAGACGACAGUUUUCCCACAACAGAUUUCCUCCAGCGAUUUUUUUCCACGUUGGUGUCUAUGAAAACAAACUCUUUGAAGUUAACUAAAGAAGUCCUGCAUGUAAUGAAACGUCUAGAAAAGACGAUGGAAGCUUUUUUUCCGCUUGUAAAGUCUGGAUCUGCAAAGUUAGACGAGCUCAAGAAUGCCAGACAAAUAAUCAGCACCUGUCAGUCACAGAAGGAAAUAAACGGAAAAAUGGAGAACAAGUUUAAAUUGGAGACAGCCGAAGAAAAGUACAAGUCGGAAGUUUUGUGGAAGACAAUCCAGUCGGGAGGGCAUGAAUUGGUCAGUUUGCUGAGGACAGAUUUCAGCGGAAUCGUCCAGGCCGUGCUGGAACAUUACGAGAUUGCUUCUGACUCCAUCCAGCAACUGAAAAGAAUUUCACGUGGAAACCCAUUUCUGACGCAAGAGCUGUACGACCUUCUUUUCGAAGUUGAGCAAAAGUUGAAGCAUUUCGGCCAUGGGGGAGAGAAUGAAGCUUUGAAAACAGUUGGAUUGCACUCAAUCUAUCAGUCAGCGUCAGAAGGAGUGAACUGCAAUGGGGUUCAGACUCAUCCUGUGUUGGAUAAAAUGUCCUUAUUGGUGCUAAAGGAGACAACGGAGCUGAUCGAUAGUUCCUUUCAUUCUUAUGGAAAACGUAGACCUCUAGCCCUGCGGAAACGGACAACGGAACCAUGACAACCUGUUCCUGCCCUGACCUGGAUAAGUAAAGAUCGGCAGUAUCGCUCAUGUAAGAGGAUUGUCAACUGUAUUUGGAAGCAAAGAGGAAAUGGAAAAGACACAUGCACUCACUGGACCGGCUGGAAAAAAGACUGACGCUGAACCUUGUAGAGCUUAUCAUCACAUUUUAUAUAUUUAUAAUGUGAUGACAUGAGCCUAGUCAACCACUAGACAAUCAACAAAAUGAGAAUGUGGGAUAAAAUGAUGUUACGUGAUGACCAGAAAAUCAGGAAGAUUGAAAGGAAAAAAAUCAUGAAAAACUAAAAGAAACAAACCAAGUGAGAAGCCACUCAUGAAAAUUUGUUAAACUUGACGUCGAAAAGUCAACUUUGCUUCGCUUCGAACUAAUUGAUUUUGACUGAAAACGCUGGGGAAAAAAACAUGGUGAUUGGAUACCUGCAAGCAAUUAGCCGAUACAUCUGUGAAAUGAUAACACCCAACGGUCUGUCACAAGUUUUCAAAUCGAGAUGUACAUGUCUCAUUCACUAAUAUAUGAAUGUGGGCUUUUGUCAAACGA